AUGAAUACCGGUCUUAAGAUCUAUACCACUCUUUCUCCUCUUACUCCUCUUGCUCCUCCACUAGGCCUUGCGCCAGUUAUGGUCGACCCUGCUAUCUUCUACGCUUUUAUGACUAUUCGCAUGCUAUUGCCAAGUACCUCAAAAGCUCUUUGCUUCAGUGGUGCUAAUAUCACCGACUUUAUCGAGAAGUACGAAGAGAUUUAUAAAGACUUUAGUAUCUUUCAAGACGAUCGUAUAGAGGUUGCUUCGGUCGAGAUUAACGCUGCCGUAAGAGACAAGGCCAAAAAGCCUUUCCCGCCUUCGGAAAGAUCCAAGCCUACUAGGAUCAAGAAGAAUGUCCGACAACAAAGAGAGAAGAACUACGGCACUUUUAAGGCCCGCGCUUUUCAAGAGUCGGGUACUAUUGUAAAGAUAGACUUAAAAGAUAAGUUGUUCGAUAGUGUAAUUGAAGAAGAGUCUUCUAGACCUUCUAGACCAGCUAGAGCCGACGAAGCUAUAGAGGAUAUGGAAGAAGAGGUUGAGAUCACUUAG
Molecule: messenger RNA, 531 nt
Organism: Drepanopeziza brunnea f. sp. 'multigermtubi' MB_m1
Lineage: Eukaryota; Fungi; Ascomycota; Leotiomycetes; Helotiales; Drepanopezizaceae
Source: RefSeq, a predicted model, not a curated record